AUGAAAAAGGUCGAAAGAUGCUUGGACAGCCUAAAACCCGGCGUCUACAUAACGCACUGGAAGGAGCAUGGAAAGCACUCAAAAAUUGGGCACACCGAGCUGCGGAAGCGAGGAGCAGCCUCGGACCAUAUUUUUGGGCCCAUAACCCUGACCGAAAUUUGCUUGGGCAUCCUGGCGUCCGUGGCGACAUUUGGGGAUUUUAUGCAGCAUUAUGGUGAUUUGUUACAGCAAGAGCCAAGGGUUAGGAUGGUGCCAUGGAACGCUCAAGAAGUCGGGGCCUAUCAUCCCCAGCAAUCCGGUUAUUACGUGGUGCGCAAUUUUUUGGAAUGGUACGGUCUGGGCGGAUCGUACGGAGUAUAUGCAGGUAACAAUCCGACC
Messenger RNA from Mesorhabditis spiculigera, 378 nucleotides. NCBI's taxonomy places the organism in Eukaryota, Metazoa, Nematoda, Chromadorea, Rhabditida, Rhabditidae. The record is from the annotation of a GenBank genome assembly.